AGGGGGGGGGGUUUAGAGAGAUAAGGGGCGUGCAAUACAAGUUAUUAAAUUACCUCUCCUUUUAGGGAAUUUAGAAACAGCUAGGGUAUGAAAACCUUGUCGCUAGCCUUGUUAGCUAGGUAUGGCCAUUGCUGGGCUGUCUUGACAUGAUAUAGUCUAUAAAGCUUUUAGUUUGCCCUGAUGGGUGCUGGGUACACCGUGUGCUGCUUUCCUCACCACAUGCAGCACCACAGAGGCGAGAACCACGCUAUUCUACGUAUGAGGAAGACCAAGGCAGCCAAAACGCCAGUGCCUGCAUCCAGUGACUCCAGCGACCCGGCUGAGGAGGGCGUCUUGGGGUCGCAACCAUCCCAGAGUCCGUCCCCAGAUCCCUUCCAAGGGAGGGAGCCGCGGCCCGCCCCUACAGCGUCCAGCUGCUCCAGGAGGGAGUCAGACACGGAGCUACAGGCCUUUUUAGACAUGAGGGACCAAACAGACAGCAACACAGAGGAAUGGGAGAAAAUUAACUACGACAUUCAUUCUAUUCGCUACACCAGAAGAGAGGUCUGCACUCGAUGGAAGAAAAUACUACUGCAGCUCGGUUACCAGUCCGAGGUGGAGUCCUUGCUGGGUAUGAAUUCCCCGAGAGACCGGCGGCAGAGUCUGCCGAGAGCCGAGGAGCUCCUACAACAUCUGCGGGACCACAGCGCUCUGUUUCCCCCUGGUGGCGGUCCGCAGAAUAGAUACCUCCACGUAAUGGACUGCCUGGUGUCACUGGACAGUGCUGAAGACUUCAUCAGGCUGGCCACCGAGAAAUACCCUAAGACAGAGUAAGAGAUAGAGAGAGGGAGAGAAAGAGAGAGCAAUAGAGAGAUGGGGGAGA
This is a messenger RNA of Gadus macrocephalus (Pacific cod), 862 nucleotides long. RefSeq names its product melanoregulin-like. The record is from RefSeq and is a predicted model, not a curated record. Gene Ontology annotation, biological process: melanocyte differentiation; melanosome transport. Gene Ontology annotation, cellular component: melanosome. Lineage: Eukaryota; Metazoa; Chordata; Actinopteri; Gadiformes; Gadidae. The transcript has 5 exons. The coding region runs from base 181 to 813 and encodes 210 amino acids.